AUGAUAUAUCUUCAUUCACUAACCAAAUGGGGUCUUCUGGUUUUUGCUGGGGUGGCAUGGAUUUACUUGACUGCAAGGCCUGGUAUUCUCAUAGGUGCCAUCGAUGCAUACCUUCUGGCUCCUUUGCAACUUGGUUUGGACAGUUUGAGUGGAAGGAGGAACCUGAAGAGGAGUGAUUUCCUGGUUGGGGAUAAAUUGGGAGAAGGUUCUUUUGGUGUUGUUUAUUCUGGGGUGGUUGUUCCAAGGAAUGCAACUGUAGACGAGAAGGUGCCGAAGAGGGGGACAGGAAGAGCAUUGCAGUUGAGUACGAGGUUCAAAGAAAAGGUUAUACUAAAGAAGGUGAAGGUUGGAGUCACAGGAGCAGAACAAUUCGGCGAAUAUGAGGAGUGGUUUAAUUACAGGCUGUCAAGAGCAGCUCCCGAAACUUGUGCUAAGUUCCUUGGAAGUUUUGUUGCUGAAUCUGACAGAACAAGUUCACAAUUUACAAAGGGUGGAAAAUGGCUUGUUUGGAAAUUUGAGGGAGAUCAAACCCUUGGCGAUUACAUGAAAGAUCGCAACUUCCCUUUUAACUUGGAGUCCAUCAUGUUUGGAAGGUUCCUGCAAGGAGUUGAUUCUGUUAAACGAAGUGCAUUGAUCAUCAAGCAAGUAAUGCGCCAGAUUAUUACUUCACUUAAGAAAAUCCAUGAUACUGGGAUUGUUCACAGGGACGUAAAGCCAGCCAACUUAGUGGUGACAAAGAAGGGAAAGGUUAAGCUCAUAGAUUUUGGGGCAGCCACUGACCUCCGGAUUGGCAAGAACUACAUACCUGAUCAAAGUCUGCUUGAUCCGGACUAUUGUCCACCUGAAUUAUUUGUGCUGCCAGAGGAGACACCAAGUCCUCCACCUGAGCCAGUUGCUGCCCUUCUUUCUCCAAUUUUAUGGCAGUUAAACAGCCCUGAUCUAUUUGAUUCAUACUCUGCCGGGAUUGUUCUCCUGCAAAUGGCAAUACCAAGCUUAAGGCCUGUAUCAGGCUUAAAGAAUUUCAAUACAGAAAUAAAGAAAGCUAGAUAUGACUUGAAUAUAUGGAGGGAGAGCACUCGAUUGAGGCCAGACGUGACAAUUCUUGAACUUGACUCAGGUAGAGGGUGGGAUCUAGCUACAAAACUGAUUUCAGAAAGAGGUUAUCUUGGAAGGGGACGUUUAUCAGCAGCUGCAGCUCUAAGGCAUCCUUAUUUCUUGUUGGGGGGUGAUCAGGCAGCCACAGUUCUUUCGAAGCUUAGCUUAACAAAAUAGGUUUUCCUUGGGGUCUCCUAAAACCCAGAAACAAUUAUCUCAUGGUUCUGCUGCUUUUCAGACCCUGUGGAUCUGUCUCAAAUCAUUAUAUUGCUGGCAUUGCAUGAUUGAAGACUAAAGAGAAAAUGCUCCUAAAAAAUCCAGGUUACGAGACCAAACUUUCACAUCCUGUUCCCUUUUUAUUCAAUAAUGAGAACGUGGAAGAGGCUCAACGCUGUGAACUGCUUAAUUUCUAUUUUGUGAACAUUGCUGUUUCUGCAGUCUGUGGCCAUGGUAAUUGUUUACUUAUUGUAUGCACAUAGCAUUCUCAAUUUUUUUUUUUUGUGUGUGUGGCCCUUGGGUGCUAUAAGAACAGCCUAAAAGACCAUUGAUAGAUAUCUAGUUAGGAUGGAGUUUUCUUAAGAUAAAAAAAAUAAAAAAAUCUUGUCUCUUUGCACUAGAAUUGCUCAUUCCAGCUUCUGCUAAUCUUCUGGCCUUCUGCAAUGUUGUUUGUCUUCUCUAUGUGUAUCAUUGUAACCAUCAUUAACUAAGUAAUAUCAAUUUAUGUAUGA
Molecule: messenger RNA, 1823 nt
Organism: Populus euphratica (Euphrates poplar)
Lineage: Eukaryota; Viridiplantae; Streptophyta; Magnoliopsida; Malpighiales; Salicaceae
Product: serine/threonine-protein kinase STN8, chloroplastic-like
Exons: 6
Coding region: 1-1272 (423 amino acids)
Biological process (GO): protein phosphorylation
Molecular function (GO): protein kinase activity; ATP binding
Source: RefSeq, a predicted model, not a curated record